Molecule: messenger RNA, 479 nt
Organism: Drosophila serrata
Lineage: Eukaryota; Metazoa; Arthropoda; Insecta; Diptera; Drosophilidae
Product: small ribosomal subunit protein mS37
Biological process (GO): mitochondrial translation
Cellular component (GO): mitochondrion; nucleoplasm; mitochondrial ribosome
Molecular function (GO): RNA binding
Source: RefSeq, a predicted model, not a curated record
GUGAUGUAACACCGCAACAGCUGUUUGGUCCGACUUGGUCUGAAUAUUGCGAGGCGAGAGAUAUGCGAGUUCCCAGUGCCUUGUUUGCCGCCCGUGGCCGAGCCCCACAGAACGAGGCCGAUGUGCCCUUCCAGGAGAUUCUGCCGCUGCGGCUGAAGAACACGGUUAGCGGGAAGGCGGACUCCGGCAACGAUGUGGCCUGCCUGCAGGAGAUGGGCGUGCUCUUCGCCUGUCUGAAGGACAACGAGUUCGUGGAGAAGUACUGCCACAAGGAGAUUAGCCAGUUCCAAAACUGUUUCAAGUGCUAUAUGGACCGCAAGUUUGAGGCCAAAAAGACGGUCAACCAGGGCAUUGUGCAACCGGGAAACAACCUCAACUACAAGCAGCUGAACAAGUAUAUGCGCCGCUAUCCCAAUCCCCUCUAGCUCAUAGCCUACUUGAGUCCGUUGAGUCGUUUAUUAAUACACUAAAUAUUUACA